AGAAGCGUCUAAGUCAUGUUGCAUCUAGUUGUAGUAGGAAUAUAAUAAAUUUUGUUUGAAAUUGUGUUACUCAGAUUUCCUUCUACUUAGAAUUUGAUUCUUUUUGUCUUAAUUCUGAUUUUAUUUGAAUGUCAGUUAAAGCUACAGUAAAUAUUUCACAUUUCCUUUUUCUUAGCAACUCAGCAUGUAACAGGUGCAGCAAAGGAAGAAAAUACUAUGCCGGGGCCAAGGAUACUAUGUGCUCUUUGAACAUGACUUUGCUACAGAAGUACCCAGAAGCCAGGUCAGAACAGGUGCUUGAAUUUCUGGCCUGUAGGUCCUUACCAGAAAGAUGAAGGAAAUUAUGUUCUUUAAUAUUUGGUGCCUAAUUAAUUAGUAAGCACACAAGUUACAUCUUGACACUGAAUUGUGAUACAGACUGAUAAUUGCUGGAUGUUAGACUUCCUCUAAAAUAAGUGGAAAUAUAUAUAAUAGAUUAUUUCUGUGGAAUAAUGGUGUCUGUUUGAACUGUAUCUUUAGAAAUAACAUAAUGUGUGUUGUCCCAUACUCACUAGGAAUGGUUCAUACAUAGCAACUGCAGCUUAAAUGUAUCCAUCAUUAUCAAGUUGCAAAGUAAUUUAAGUUACUAGACUCAACUCUACCAAGAUCUUUCUCAGAGGUGGAUGUGUAGAUACUUCUGCUCUUAAUAUUUAUUUAAGGUAUAUAGGCUGUGAAACGUGGCAGUUUCAGGCUCUUCCCCAUUUUGAGCAGCUGGCAAUAAACUGGAGAUUUUUAAAUGUGACAUGUUACAGUGUGGGAGUUCUUCAGCAAAGUUCAAAGGAAAGUAUGACCACAGGUGGAAUCACAACUUUUGAUGUUUUAAUUUAAGUUUAUUGUCAGCAGUUCUGACAUAAAUAUCAACUGCAAUCACAUUAGUGAUUACUUCUUUAGGAGUUGGGACUAUGGUGCAACUGAAGGAAUGAAAUGUCAUGACUGGAUCCACAGGAAAACAAUACCUUCUGGAAAGCAAAAGGAAGUAAAUUAUAUUAAUGUAAUUGUCUUUCUGUUCUUAAAGUUAUAUAAGUGUUGUGUUUUGUUUUGUUUUUCUAUAAUGCUACUGAUACUUAUUGUUUGAUUGAUUUGAUUUACUUCAUAGCACAUGGUAAUGUUAGCACAUGAUAAUCUUUUUCGUAAUAAUUACUGGAUCACAGAACCUUAAUUAUUCUCAGUGUUACAAUGUAUAUACGACAACUUUUUGGUCGCUAAGUUUGCCACCUGCUCUUACUUCCGUGUAUAGUUUUAUUCGGCUGUCAUUCAAUGAUUCCAUUCUAAAUAACUACAUCAUACAGGGGGUAGGGGGUAAGACUGAGCACGGGUCAGCCUGCAGGCCGCCGCCCCGCUGCUUCCAGGCGGGGCCGUUCACACUCCGUGGCUGUUGGGGGGCGCGAGCGGCUCGGCCAAACGGCUGCCAACCGGGCCAACCGGGGCUCGCGCAGCCGUUGGCGACCCCUGAGGCGAGGCGAGGCGGGAGCGGGCGCGCAGCCCCUCAGCGGCGAGGACGAGGGAGCCCCGAGGGGCGGCUGGCGGCGGGACCUGCCUCCAACAAGCGGUUUGCGGGGUCCUCUGGCCCGCGGAUCUUGCGGAUCGGUCUCUCUUGCUGUGUACUUGUAUGUGUAGUUUUUCUGAUGCUGUUUGUUUAAAAGGUUGAUCUUUACGAUGGAUAAACAAGCAACUGCUAAGUUAUCUACCACUUCAGAUGCUGUUAAAAGGUGUAUGAAGAGGGAUAGAACAUCACAAACUGCAAAACUGAAUGCUUCUUUGGCAUCUAAAAUCAAAACUAAAUUAUUAAAUAACUCAUCAAUGUUUAAAGUAUCUUUAAAACAAAAUAAUAAAGCAUUAGCUCUGGCUUUGAGUGUGGAGAGAGAAAGUUCUCGGAAACUGAAGAAGGAGAAGCUUUUUCUUCAGAAGGAAGUAGAAAAGCUGCAGCUUUAUAAUACCUUGCUUCAUCGGAAACUAAGCUGUUUGAAUAAAACUCUUGUAGAAAUAGAAGCAUUUUUGAAUGAUAACCUUUUAGCUGCAAUAGAAAUAAGCAGUCUUCCUGAGAAUCUUCAGAGUUUUCUUGCUCUGACAGAUGGUCCAAGUAACUGUACUGAUGACCAGUUGAAGAGUAUGUCUCAGUCAGCUAGCUCUGCAGAAUUGCCUGUGAAGCUUCCUUUACUCACAGCAUCUACUGGAAAACAGCAGGGUAGCCCUUCUGGGUAUGAAAUAACAAAAUCUUCUAAAAGUACCACUACUUUGUCAAAGGACAUGCAUUCAGAUCAAGUCAAGUUUGCAUUAUCAUUGCCUUCUGGUAAAAAUAAUCAAAAGAUAAAUGAAGUAGACAAGGUGGAAACAAACAAUGACAAAAAUAUUGUUUUAGAAGAAAAUCAUUUACAUGGAGAACUAUACUACAAUAGUGCAUUCCUGACUCAUAUCAAUAAUACUCAAUCUCUGAGACAGUCUGAGGAGCUUAUAAAACAAAAAAAUAUUUCAUUGCCAUUCUGUGGAAAUGUGCCUGAAAGAAGGAACCAUGCAGCACUUUAUAGGUCAAAACCUCAACCUAAUAUAAAUGAUUUUGAUAAAAAAUGUAUCUCGGAUAUGCAUCAUCACGGUAGCAGCAGCAAAACCAAUUACAUGAAUUUGCAGGGAAGUUCAAGUGGCUUGUCUCACAUUAUUCCUUCACCUCUUGAAUUUAACAGUGAAGGUAACAUAGAGUUUAAGUCAAUGCUGCUUAUUGACAAGACUAAACCUGAAGAAACCGUAUAUGAUGCUGAUAUGGAGUUGACUGCCAGUGAUGCAGGUGAGCUGCUCACAGUUACAUCAAAAGACAAAGAUAAGCUACAUCAAAAUAAAAACAAUAAUGCCAAUUCUGAUAAAAUAUUGGGAAAUUUCAGAAGAGUAAAAUAUUCUAAAAAUGAUAAAGAGAAAAUGAAAAGCAAGACUGAAGUCAGUUCAGAUUUGUAUGCAGAAGAAAGGCACACCAGGGCUGACAAGAGCAAAGUUUCAAAAAUUACUGAGUCACAAACGCAGCUAUUCCAAAGUCAGACAGAACAGCAACCUACGAAGAAAUCUUUACAGAAGCAGAAUUUGCCAAAUACUAAUGACUAUUAUGAAGCACAAAAUUGUCCAAGUAAAACUAGAGAUACUAGGACAUGCCUAAUUAAACUAGCACAUCCAAGAAAACAAGAACAAGAGAAAAAUAAAGAAACUUUCUCAGAAACAUAUGAAGAAUUGGAAACCAAAAUAAAAGCAGACUCAGAUUCAUCUAAUAGCAAGAUCUCUUCUCAAGUUUAUUGUGCUGAAAGUUUACUGUUUCAGGAUAACACCUCUAAUGUAUUACCUUUACAGCAGGAAUUUCCAAGUGAAAAUGCAAAGCAUAUCAGACCACAAAUAAACAGGAAACCCCUCCAAAACCCUUCUAAAAUAAUCACAGCAAAAUGCUGUGGAGUGGAAAAUGGGCAGUAUGGAGAAUAUGGUUCAAAAAUGUCUCAAACAGAGAGGUGCCAAGAUGACAGAAAGAAAAAACAAGACCAGAAGAAUACUAUAAAGAGUAAAUGCAAUAAAAAAGGUAGUAACAGACAAAGAGAAAAUAAUAGUGUUCAUAAAAUUACUGAGGAAGCACAUGGUAACAGUACUAAUUUUUCACCAGGCAGAUUAAAACGUACAUUGGCAAAGGCUGGCCGUAAAGCAUAUAUAAUGCCAACAAAAGAUCUUACACAGUUCUCACUUUGCAAAAGUGAAGAAUUAAAAAAUAAGGAUACAUUGUGCACACAGGCUGCUCAUGGAAAUAAAAUAACUGAAACUCAGCAAUCUCAGGUAGCUUUAAUUACUCAGAAUGGUGUAGCUAUGAAUAUACCACAGGCUACCGCCUCUACACAACAAGUUGAUGGCAAUGUUAAUGCAUUAAAGGGGGUAGAUUCCUCAUCAAUGACAUGCAAAACCCCUAACACUAGUAAUUCUUCUGAAAAUCAAGUAAAGAACAAAGGGAGCUUUACUUCUGGUGUUAUGGAGACCAGACCAGAAAAAAAUUAUUUCAGGCGUACUGAUCAGGUACAGCUGAACAUUUUGGAUGACCAUGAAGUCCCGCAUAAGAUAGAUUCCUUUAUGAGCAAAUUAAAACCUACAGUUGAAAAAUCAGAAUAUUUGAAUUUCAUACCUGUAGAUUUUUCUAAGAAUAUGUCAUUAAAUACAGGUAGACUUUUCCAGGAAGAUCUUUCCAAUUUGGAGCUCCAAGCUCUUGAUAACCCUAAAUUCCAUUCUUCCGUCAACCUCUGCAUGCUGAGAAACUCUGAAAUCUGGGGGAAAAAUAAUCAAGAUAAAGCACUGGAUGUUGGAAAAGCAGAGCAAAAGUUGGAUCGUAUUUCUAGAGAGACUUUUGAAAAGACUCUGGCACCUGGUCAUGGGAGAACAGCUUUUCAAGAUCUGACAAAUACCAGUGUAUGUUCUCAUGCUUCUUUACCUACAUGCCCUAAAGUUUUAGAAGAAAAUUCAGCAGCACCAGCUAGAGGAGGAAGACCCAAAAUUUGCUACAAAGAGCCCGGUCUAAGAUGCAAAUUAAGGCGUGGGGAUCCGUUUACAGAUACGCAAUUUCUGCAUUUCCCAGUUUAUAAAGUAAAAAAUAGAAGAAGUUUUAAAAGUAAAUCAAAAAUCAUUUGAAGAAGACAGGAGAAAUGCCUUUAUGAACAGUACUUCUAAAAUGGGUACUUUUUUUUCAGAAAGUAAAAAAAAAUAAAAAUGUAGUAUAGAAUGUUUACUUGGUUUUGAUUGAUGGAGGUAAAACAAAGCCUUCCAAAGAAGUGAGAUUUCUUGGAAAGGAUUCCCUAUAUAAAGUGCACAGAAUUCUUCACUAAGGAAAACAAAUGCAGAUUAGACUCCAUUAUUGUGUUUUACUUUUUUGGUCUGUAAUUUAUAAACUCUUCAAAGUGUUUGCAGCACUUACUAAUUUGUAAGAAAAGUGUAAGUUUCUAUGAGAAUAAAAAUAAAUCACAUUUGGAAAUUU
Messenger RNA from Anas platyrhynchos (mallard), 5017 nucleotides. It is a transcript of the gene SGO2, whose product is annotated as shugoshin 2. Gene Ontology annotation, biological process: meiotic sister chromatid cohesion; meiotic chromosome segregation. The record is from RefSeq and is a predicted model, not a curated record. Gene Ontology annotation, cellular component: chromosome, centromeric region; kinetochore; nucleus. Lineage: Eukaryota; Metazoa; Chordata; Aves; Anseriformes; Anatidae.